This is a messenger RNA of Erinaceus europaeus (western European hedgehog), 1008 nucleotides long. RefSeq lists its product as uncharacterized. The transcript is spliced from 5 exons. The record is from RefSeq and is a predicted model, not a curated record. NCBI's taxonomy places the organism in Eukaryota, Metazoa, Chordata, Mammalia, Eulipotyphla, Erinaceidae. The coding region runs from base 1 to 936 and encodes 311 amino acids.
AUGACUCUAAAGGAGGUGGAGACCAUGAGGGCACUGGGGAACUGGUGCACAAUGCCAGAAAAUACCCAAGUUUAUGGAUGUUUUAAUUCAGUAGAAGUGAGUGGGCCUGGGACUCUGCAUUUUGACAAGCUCCAGGAAUUUACAUCUAUUCCUGUUAAAUGUCAUAUUGCUGCUUUGAGUUUGACAUUCUCUAAAGGCCCCGCGCUGCUCGGCGUGCAGGUAGCAGCCGCAGGCGAACCUGAGCGGACUGUGGCUGCACUUGGCCGAGUUGUCAGAGUCGGCCCGGAGACGCGGGGCUCAGGGGCAGAUACCCCGGCGGCCGGAGAGUCUUCGGGCCGAUGCGUCUGCAACCGGCGCCAGGACACGGGGAGGUGGAGCUGUGGCCCCGGACUCCACCAGGAGGAGCUGCUGGGGCUUGGGACGGACGUGUGGGGGAGAGGGUGUGUGUGCCAGUGCCAGUGCCGGCGCCUCGAGUUCAAUCAGGAUGGGGGGUCCCCUCCGAGGCCACCAGCCGGGCGGUUGAGCUCGCCGGGACGCGUUGGGGCCCCGGUUGCCGCCCAGGCUGGGGCCCGCAGCCGGCGUCCGCGCCGCCAGGCUCCCCGCCGCCUAGUCCCCGGACCCCCGACUUGGGUUUCGACGCCCCGCCGGUCGCAGAGGUUCGGGCCAGCCGGCGGCGACUCCAGCUGGGCGCCCUGGAAGACGCCGCGGGCAGCAGGAGGCCGUCGGGACGGGUCAGGAGUGCGGGCCUGGGGUCGACGGACGGGCACCGGGUCUGACAGUCGCCCGGGCUCCCGCGGACGCGCCGCCCUCCCGCCCGCCCUCUCCAGCCUGACUGCUCAGCCGCCGCUCCUCCUCCCCCUGCUGCUCCAAAACACCCGUGGACAACGCGAGCAGAAAUACAAUGCCGCCGCGCCCCGCCGCCCUGGACCUGUCUGACUAAGCGAAUGCCUAACACCCCCCACCCCCGGGGUUUUCGAAAGGGCAAGGACACAUGCUAAGCCUGGGAAC